This is a messenger RNA of Vigna angularis (adzuki bean), 4941 nucleotides long. RefSeq names its product ABC transporter D family member 1. Lineage: Eukaryota; Viridiplantae; Streptophyta; Magnoliopsida; Fabales; Fabaceae. The record is from RefSeq and is a predicted model, not a curated record. The transcript is spliced from 27 exons. Gene Ontology annotation, biological process: fatty acid beta-oxidation; very long-chain fatty acid catabolic process; long-chain fatty acid import into peroxisome. Bases 505 to 4515 code for a protein of 1336 amino acids. Gene Ontology annotation, cellular component: peroxisomal membrane. Gene Ontology annotation, molecular function: long-chain fatty acid transmembrane transporter activity; ABC-type transporter activity; ATP hydrolysis activity.
UAAUAAAAUUCACAGGAAGUACGAGCUUAGUAGCCAAAGGUGAAAUCAAACCCGACCCGAUUUGUGAGAGGCCAUGGUAGAGAAGAAGACCACCCGUGUGGAACACGUUCGUGUGCUGUGUUUCACACUAUAAGCCCUCAAACUAUCUCAGAUAUCUCAUCAACUCCUUGUCUUGUCUUCUUCUCUCCGGUUAUGUGUUAGUAUUUUAUAAUUGACCACACCAGAUAUCUAAUAUAUGCAAUUGGCACAACCCAGCGCGUGCUUCUUAAAACCUUCUUCUCUAUUCAAUACCUCUGCGUUCGUUCCCACCUUCAGCCAUCGAAUGAGGAUUGAUUUCCAAUCAUGUCUAUAUUAGCGAAUAUCUUCUAUUUCGAAGCUUUAGGCGCGUUGGAUAGGAGGAACAUGGUUAGCGUUUACGACCUUGGAGAUUUUGUUGCUCCCCAAGGUUCGAGGAGCAAUUGUGACGAGUUUAUUUGUUGGUAAAAGAGAGGUUGAUCUUUGGCCAUGUCUUCCCUUCAACUCUUCCAACUAACCCAGCAUGGCCAGGGUUUUCUGGCUUCGAGGAGAAAAACUCUGCUACUUGCAACUGGUAUAUUAGUUGCUGGUGGAACUGCGGCAUAUGUGCAAUCAAGGAUUAGAGUUAAUAGACAUGAUUUAUUAGGCGAUUCUGGUGAGCAGAAUAAUGAUAGAGAACUCCCAAAGGAGGAGGUUAGGAAAAGAACUUCUGCACCGAAAGGUAAACAGAAAAAAGGAGGGUUGAAGUCACUUCAAGUGCUUGCUGCAAUUCUUCUAUCUGAGAUGGGCCAAUUAGGUGCAAAGAACCUUUUAGCUUUAGUUUGUAUAGUGGUGAUGCGAACCACUUUAAGCAACAGGCUAGCAAAAGUACAAGGCUUCCUAUUUCGUGCUGCCUUUCUUCGACGUGUGCCGAUGUUUUUGCGAUUAAUUACAGAGAAUAUUGUUUUGUGUUUCCUCUCAUCAACUAUGCAGUCUACAUCAAAGUACAUUACUGGGACUUUGAGUCUACACUUCCGGAAAAUAUUGACUACACUUAUCCAUUCUCACUACUUCAAGAACAUGGUGUAUUACAAAAUAUCACAUGUUGAUGGUCGGAUAACUAAUCCAGAGCAAAGAAUUGCCAGUGAUGUUCCAAGGUUCUGUUCAGAGUUAAGUGAGAUUAUACAGGAUGACCUAACUGCGGUGACUGAUGGCCUGCUAUACUCUUGGCGGCUUUGUUCAUAUGCAAGCCCUAAAUAUAUCUUCUGGAUAUUGGCCUAUGUACUCGGAGCUGGGGCUACAAUCAGAAACUUUUCUCCUGCCUUUGGUAAACUUAUGUCCAGAGAGCAGGAAUUGGAAGGAGAGUAUCGGCAGCUUCACUCACGGUUAAGGACUCACUCAGAAAGUAUAGCAUUUUAUGGUGGAGAGAGGAGAGAAGAAGCUCAUAUUCAACAGAAGUUUAGGACCUUAUUUAGACACAUUAAGAGAGUGCUACAUGACCAUUGGUGGUUUGGCAUGAUUCAGGAUUUUUUAUUGAAGUACCUUGGUGCUACUGUUGCUGUUAUUUUGAUUAUUGAACCUUUCUUUUCUGGCCAUCUAAGGCCUGACAGUUCAACUUUAGGGCGUGCAGAGAUGCUAAGCAAUCUGAGAUAUCAUACUAGUGUCAUUAUUUCCCUUUUUCAAUCUCUAGGAACUCUUUCCAUUAGUGCAAGACGGCUGAACCGACUCAGUGGUUAUGCUGAUCGUAUUCAUGAGUUAAUGGCCAUAUCAAGAGAGUUAAGCUUGGAGAAUGAGAACUUUUCACUGCAAAGACAAGGAAGUAGAAAUUGCAUAAGUGAAGCUAACUACGUUGGAUUUUAUGGUGUCAAGGUUGUGACCCCUAAUGGUAAUGUAUUAGUGGAUGAUCUAACUCUUAAGGUUGAGCCAGGAUCAAAUCUUUUGAUUACAGGUCCAAAUGGAAGUGGAAAGAGCUCAUUAUUCCGGGUUUUAGGAGGUCUUUGGCCCUUGGUAUCUGGACAUAUUGUGAAACCAGGAGUAGGAUCUGAUCUUAAUAAAGAAAUCUUUUAUGUGCCACAAAGACCAUAUACUGCUGUAGGAACACUACGUGAUCAGUUAAUUUAUCCUCUUACUGCCGAUCAAGAGGAUGAACCACUUACAAAUGGUGGGAUGGUGGAGCUAUUGAAAAAUGUUGAUCUUGAGUAUCUAUUGGAUCGAUAUCCACCUGAAAAAGAGGUAAACUGGGGUGAUGAACUUUCAUUGGGUGAGCAACAAAGGUUAGGCAUGGCUAGACUUUUCUACCAUAAGCCUAAGUUUGCCAUUCUUGAUGAGUGCACAAGUGCUGUCACAACUGAUAUGGAAGAACGAUUUUGUGCUAAAGUUUUGGCUAUGGGUACAUCAUGUAUUACCAUAUCACAUCGUCCAGCAUUAGUUGCGUUCCAUGAUGUGGUUUUGUCCUUAGAUGGUGAGGGAGGCUGGAGUGUUCAUCAUAGAAGUGAGGACUCUUCUACCGCAUUACAAAAUAAUACAAUGAAGGCAUUGGAGACAAAAAGACAGAAUGAUGCCAAGGCAGUUCAAAGAGCAUUUGCGAUGCAUAAAAAGGAUUCUGCAUUCUCGAAUUCAAAGGCACAGUCAUAUAUUACAGAAGUGAUAGCAUCAUCUCCAUCUACGAAACAUACUGCUUCAUCUGCUGUUCCCCAACUUUGUGGUAAUUCAAGGGCACUGCCAAUGAGAGUAGCUGCCAUGUGCAAAGUAUUGGUGCCCACCAUAUUUGAUAAACAAGGAGCACGACUGCUUGCUGUUGUUAUUCUUGUUGUUUCAAGGACCUGGGUGUCAGAUCGGAUUGCAUCACUGAAUGGUACUACUGUAAAGCUUGUUUUAGAGCAGGAUAAAGUUUCCUUUAUUCGAUUAAUUGGUACAAGUGUUCUCCAAAGUGCUGCAUCUUCUUUCAUUGCGCCUUCUAUAAGACACUUGACUGCGAGGCUUGCUCUUGGUGGGCGGAUUCGUUUGACACAACAUCUACUCCAGAACUAUUUAAGAAACAAUGGAUUUUACAAGGUCUUCCACAUGGCAAGCAAAAAUAUUGAUGCUGAUCAAAGGAUAACUCAUGACUUGGAGAAGUUAACAACAGACUUGUCAGGACUGGUCACUGGAAUGGUAAAGCCAUCUGUGGAUAUUUUAUGGUUCACUUGGAGAAUGAAGCUGUUAACAGGUCGGAGGGGAGUUGCCAUACUCUAUGCUUACAUGUUACUUGGUCUGGGAUUUCUAAGAACUGUUACUCCAGAAUUUGGCGAUUUGAUAAGUCAAGAACAACAACUUGAAGGAACAUUUAGGUUCAUGCAUGAAAGACUUUGUACUCAUGCUGAAUCUGUUGCUUUCUUUGGUGGCGGUUCUCGAGAAAAAGCUAUGGUCGAGUCUAGAUUCAGGGAGCUUCUCACUCACUCCAAGUUACUUUUAAAAAGGAAGUGGCUGUUUGGUAUCCUGGAUGAUUUUAUCACUAAGCAACUUCCACAUAAUGUGACUUGGGGCUUAAGCUUGUUAUAUGCCAUGGAACACAAGGGAGACCGUGCUUCAAUAACCACCCAGGGUGAACUGGCACAUGCACUGAGGUUUUUGGCUUCUGUAGUUUCUCAAAGCUUUUUAGCUUUUGGUGAUAUUCUUGAAUUGCAUAGAAAGUUUGUAGAGCUCUCUGGUGGAGUUAACAGAAUUUUUGAGCUUGAAGAACUUCUGGAUGCGGCACAAUCUGAGGAUUUCACGAGUCUUAGUUCUAUACCUCCAGUGAGGGAUGUUCAUUCCACUGACGUCAUUUCCUUCUCAAAAGUUGAUAUCAUAACCCCUGCUCAAAAGAUGUUGGCUAGGGAAUUAAUAUGCGACAUUGAGGGUGGGAGAAGCCUACUUGUUACUGGUCCGAAUGGAAGUGGAAAAAGUUCCAUUUUCAGAGUUCUUAGAGGACUCUGGCCAAUAGCCAGUGGAAGACUCUCUAAACCAUCCGAGGUUGAGGAUCAAGAGACUGGAUCCGGUUGUGGCAUCUUUUAUGUUCCUCAACGGCCAUAUACAUGUUUGGGAACCCUAAGGGAUCAGAUUAUAUAUCCCCUUUCCCGUGAGGAGGCAGAGGUUAAGGCACUGAAAAUGUAUGGAAAAGGUGAAAAGCAUGCUGACACCAGAACUUUGUUAGAUUCACGGUUAAAAUAUAUCCUAGAGUGUGUCCGAUUGAAUUAUCUUCUAGAAAGGGAGGAAGGCAAUUGGGAUGCCACUUUAAAAUGGGAAGACACACUUUCCCUUGGAGAACAACAGAGAUUGGGGAUGGCACGCUUGUUCUUUCACAAGCCCAAAUUUGGUAUCCUUGACGAGUGCACCAAUGCAACUAGUGUUGAUGUCGAAGAACAUCUGUAUGGACUUGCGAAAGAUAUGGGAAUCACGGUUGUUACUUCGUCACAACGUCCUGCUUUAAUACCAUUCCAUUCAGUGGAAUUGCGGCUGAUUGAUGGUGAAGGUAAUUGGGAGCUUCGAUUGAUCGAGCAGUGAGUUCACUAAAGCAUUGUUGCUGCAUAGACUCGGUAUACUGUUUAAAAUAUUGUCGAGUCUAGCAAAAACUGGCUGUUUGCAAGCAUAGAUUAGGUUUGCCAACGAAGGUCAAUCCUAUAUACCUGUAUUUUGAGUUUUCAUAUAUAUUCUCCGAGAUUCAAUGUUUACUCGAUAGACUUGGGGGAAAACGAACAAACAAGCAGCCGAAAAGCCAAAAUUGGUAAUAAGUUGGAGCACACGACCAUUGCAUGAUCUCUGCAGUGUAUAGUGACCAGUCAUGUACAGUUCCCCCCCACCCCCUCUUCUUCAUAUAGGUAGUUGAUAUUGGUUCAUAUGUUGUAGCCAUUGGAUGUAAUGAUUAACAUUUAAAUUGUUUUAUCAAUAAAACAGCAGGAAAGAAGAGAAGCUCUUCGGGCUAGUUUGUUA